AUGACUAACUGGGCAAUAGAACUCAGUGAAUAUGACAUAACGUAUGAAAGCCAGAAAGCAAUCAAAGCACAAGCCUUAGCUGACUUCAUAAUGGAAUUAACACCACCGAACUCGGAUCACGAGGAACCCGGCGAUGCAUGGAAGGUCUACGUAGACGGAUCUUCCAACAAUAAAGGAAGUGGGGCUGGAAUCAUAUUAGAAAGCCCAGAAGGAGUAACCAUUGAGCAUUCUCUGAACUUGGGAUUCCCAACUUCAAAUAAUCAAGCUGAAUACGAAGCUCUAAUAGCUGGAUUGAUCCAGGGUAAAGAACACGGAGCUAGGAAAGUGCAAAUCUUUAGCGACUCACAGCUGGUAACCUCGCAGAUAGAAGGAAAGUACCAAGCCAAAGGUCCUAUACUGAUGAAGUACCUGAGUCGAGUUCAGGAAAUUAUGGCCGACUUUGAUGAGGUUCGGGUUGCUCACAUCCCACGAGGGGAGAAUAGCCGAGCUGACAUCUUGUCGAAGUUAGCCAGUACCAAAAAUUCGGGUAAUCACAGAACCGUGGUUCAGCAAAGUAUAAUAACGCCGAGUUGCGUGAUGGUGAUAACCUCCGUAAAUGACUGGAGGAAACCUCUGGUCGAUUAUCUGGAGAAAGGGAUACUGCCAGAGGAUCGCCUGGAAGCUAGGAAGCUGGUCCGAGAUGCGACACAAUAUGUGAUCGUUAAUGACCAGCUAUUUAGAAAGGGUUUGCAUAACCCCAUGCUAAAAUGCUUGACCUCGGAAGGAGCAGAGUACGUCCUCGCCGAGAUCCAUGAAGGAAUAAACAGACAUCACAUGGGUGGCAAAGCCUUGGCCAGAAAGGCCCUCAGAGCUGGUUAUUACUGGCCGACAAUGGGGGCAGAUUCUAAAGAACAUGUCAAGAAAUGUGAUAGCUGUCAGAAGCAUGCCAAGUUAAUCCUUUCACCACCUGAAGAAUUGAAAUGCAUCUCGGCCCCAUGGCCCUUUUUCAAAUGGGGAAUGGAUUUGCUAGGACCUUUUAAAGCUGGUGAAGGGCAACUCAAGUGGUUGAUCGUGGCUGUGGAUUACUUCACAAAGUGGAUAGAAGCAGAACCAGUUACCACAAUCACCUCGGCUAGAGUGCAAAGGUUCUUUGAACGAAAUAUUGUUUUGAGAUUCGGAAUCCCAGCCGAGGUGGUUACUGAUAACAGAACGCAGUUUGCUGAUAAGAAAUUCCAACAGCUAAUGAAAGACCUACACGUCAUACAUCGUUUUGCAUCUGUGGAACACCCACAAUCGAAUAGGCAAGCCGAAGCUGCCAACAAAGUGAUUGUGGAAGGUCUCAAAAAAUGA
Messenger RNA from Gastrolobium bilobum, 1329 nucleotides. RefSeq lists its product as uncharacterized. Gene Ontology annotation, biological process: DNA integration. Lineage: Eukaryota; Viridiplantae; Streptophyta; Magnoliopsida; Fabales; Fabaceae. The coding region runs from base 1 to 1329 and encodes 442 amino acids. Gene Ontology annotation, molecular function: nucleic acid binding; RNA-DNA hybrid ribonuclease activity. The transcript has a single exon. The record is from RefSeq and is a predicted model, not a curated record.